Python bivittatus (Burmese python) is the source of this 10882-nucleotide messenger RNA. It is a transcript of the gene DICER1, whose product is annotated as dicer 1, ribonuclease III. The record is from RefSeq and is a predicted model, not a curated record. Gene Ontology annotation, molecular function: ribonuclease III activity; protein binding; deoxyribonuclease I activity. Lineage: Eukaryota; Metazoa; Chordata; Lepidosauria; Squamata; Pythonidae. Gene Ontology annotation, biological process: pre-miRNA processing; siRNA processing; apoptotic DNA fragmentation. Gene Ontology annotation, cellular component: nucleus; RISC-loading complex; cytoplasm.
GGGAGAAAGGGGCACGCGGUGAGAGGAAGAGAUACGACGUGCUGUUAGGUGAGUGCGUCGCGCGCGCCGCAAGCUGGGACACGCUGGUGGAGAAGUAGGAGAGUUUGAAUUCUCAGACUGUGUUUGCGCCAACGGCGUGGAGUUAGGCCUUCUCGACUAAAGCGAGGGUGGAGCUCUUUUUGCGUAGGCAGGGGCGGGGAGGAAGCUUGUCGUAGCUGGACCCAGGUAAAUGGACGAACCUGACAGUUGAGAGGAGGCGGAGGAAGAGGAGGAGGAGGCGGAGACCAAGGUGAAAUGGCGGCGGCAGUACCAAUGGCGGCACAAUGAGGCGACGCCUGUAACCGGGUAAACUCCGGACUGUCCCACCUGGCAGGAGCUUGGCAGUGAUGUGAUUACCAUACACGCAGAUAUAAUGGUGUCAAAAUGCAGUUCAGAAAACAUAUACGCAGAGGUCUCAGAAAUUAAUACAUAAGCUGUGCAGGAAAAAUGCUAUGAAAGAAACACUGGAUGAAUGAAUGAAAAGUCCUGCUUUAUAAUCCCUCAACAUGGCAGGACUACAACUCAUGACCCCAGCUUCCUCUCCAAUGGGUCCUUUUUUUGGACUACCAUGGCAACAAGAAGCAAUUCAUGAUAACAUUUACACACCAAGAAAAUAUCAGGUGGAACUCCUGGAAGCAGCUCUGGAUCACAAUACUAUAGUCUGUUUGAACACUGGCUCAGGGAAGACUUUUAUUGCAGUACUACUCAUUAAAGAACUAUCUUAUCAGAUCAGGGGAGACUUCAACAAAAAUGGAAAAAGAACAGUAUUUUUGGUCAACUCUGCAAACCAAGUCGCUCAGCAAGUAUCAACUGUUAAGACUCAUUCAGAUCUUAAAGUGGGAGAGUAUUCAAGUUUAGAAAUAACAGAAGCAUGGACAAAAGAAAGAUGGAACCAGGAAUUUGCUAAGUACCAGGUUCUGGUUAUGACCUGUCGGGUCGCUUUGAAUGUUUUAAAAAAUGAACAUUUAGCCCUCUCAAACAUUAAUCUCCUUAUUUUUGAUGAGUGCCAUCUUGCAAUCCAGGAUCAUCCUUAUCGAGAAAUUAUGAAGCUUUGUGAAAGUUGUCCAUCCUGUCCUCGAAUCUUGGGAUUAACCGCUUCCAUUUUAAAUGGAAAAUGUGAUCCAGCAGAGUUAGAAGAGAAGAUUCAGAAACUGGAGAAAAUUUUAAAGAGCAGUGCUGAAACAGCAACUGAUUUAGUGGUUUUGGACAGAUAUACUUCUCAGCCAUGUGAGAUUGUGGUGGAUUGUGGACCAUAUUCUGACAAAAGUGGGCUCUAUGAAAGACUGUUAACAGAGCUGGAUGACGCACUUGGCUUUCUGAAUGAUUGCAACAUAUCUGUACAUUAUAGAGAGAGAGAUUCUACCUUAAUUUCUAAGCAGAUACUGUCAGACUGUCGGGCAGUGUUGCUUGUUCUGGGACCGUGGUGUGCAGAUAAAGUAGCUGGGAUGAUGGUGAGAGAGCUACAGAAGUACAUUAAGCAUGAGCAAGAGGAGCUGCACAGGAAAUUUGUAUUGUUUACAGAUACUUUCCUAAGGAAAAUUCAUGCACUCUGUGAAGAGCACUUCUCGCCUUCCUCACUUGACCUGAAAUUUGUAACCCCAAAAGUAAUAAAACUGCUUGAAAUCUUGCGCAAAUAUAAACCCUAUGAACGGCAACAGUUUGAAAGUGUUGAAUGGUAUAAUAAUAGGAAUCAGGAUAACUAUGUAUCUUGGAGUGAUUCUGAGGAUGAUGAUGAGGAUGAAGAAAUAGAAGAGAAAGAGAAGACAGAAACUAACUUUCCUUCUCCCUUUACUAAUAUUUUAUGUGGAAUUAUUUUUGUGGAACGAAGAUACACUGCAGUUGUUUUAAACAGGUUGAUAAAAGAAGCUGGCAAACAAGACCCAGAGCUGGCUUACAUCAGCAGCAAUUUUAUAACUGGACAUGGCAUUGGAAAGAAUCAGCCCCGUAGCAAACAGAUGGAAGUAGAAUUCCGAAAGCAGGAAGAGGUACUUAGAAAAUUUCGAGCACAUGAAACCAACUUGCUAAUUGCAACUAGUAUUGUAGAAGAGGGUGUUGACAUACCAAAAUGCAAUUUGGUGGUUCGUUUUGAUUUGCCCACAGAAUAUCGUUCCUAUGUGCAAUCCAAAGGAAGAGCCAGGGCACCAAUCUCAAACUACAUCAUGUUAGCUGAUUCAGACAAAAUCAAAUGUUUUGAAGAAGAUCUUAAAACCUACAAAGCUAUUGAGAAGAUCCUGAGGAACAAAUGCUCGAAGUCUGUUGAUAUUAGUGAAACAGAAAAUGAGCCCAUUAUAGAUGAUGAUGACAUCUUCCCACCAUAUGUGUUGAGGCCAGAAGAUGGUGGUCCAAGAGUCACAAUAAACACUGCUAUUGGACACAUUAAUCGGUAUUGUGCUAGAUUACCUAGUGAUCCGUUUACCCAUCUGGCUCCUAAGUGUAAAACUAGAGAACUCCUUGAUAACACAUUUUAUGCAACACUUUAUCUUCCUAUCAAUUCUCCUCUUCGAGCAUCAAUAGUUGGUCCUCCAAUGAGUUGUGUGAGAUUAGCAGAAAGAGUUGUUGCUCUUAUUUGUUGCGAAAAAUUGCAUAAAAUUGGUGAACUGGAUGAUCAUUUGAUGCCUGUUGGAAAAGAAACAGUGAAGUAUGAAGAGGAACUUGAUUUGCAUGAUGAAGAAGAAACCAGCGUUCCAGGAAGGCCAGGUUCUACGAAACGACGGCAGUGCUAUCCUAAAGCUAUUCCAGAAUGUUUGAGGGACAGCUAUCCCAAACCUGAUCAACCCUGUUAUCUUUAUGUAAUUGGUAUGGUCUUAACUACCCCUCUACCUGAUGAGCUCAACUUCAGAAGACGAAAGCUAUAUCCUCCCGAAGAUACUACAAGAUGUUUUGGAAUACUGACAGCCAAACCUAUACCUCAGAUUCCUCAUUUUCCUGUAUAUACCCGCUCAGGAGAAGUGACUAUAUCUAUUGAGUUAAAGAAAUCAAGUUUCACUUUGUCUUUACAAAUGCUUGAGUUAAUCACACGACUUCACCAAUAUAUAUUCUCUCACAUUCUUCGACUUGAAAAACCUGCACUAGAAUUCAGACCCACUGAUGCUGAUUCAGCCUAUUGUGUUCUACCUCUUAAUGUUGUUGAUGGCUCCAGCACUUUGGACAUUGAUUUUAAAUUUAUGGAAAAUAUUGAGAAAUCUGAAGCUCGUACUGGCAUUCCCAGUACACAAUAUACAAAAGAAACACCUUUUAUUUUUAAAUUAGAGGAUUAUCAGGAUGCAGUUAUCAUUCCAAGGUAUCGAAAUUUUGAUCAGCCUCAUCGGUUCUAUGUUGCUGAUGUCUACACAGAUCUUACACCACUGAGCAAGUUUCCUUCACCAGAAUAUGAAACAUUUGCUGAAUAUUAUAAAACAAAAUAUAACCUUGAUCUGACCAAUCUCAACCAGCCAUUGCUGGAUGUGGACCACACAUCUUCAAGACUUAAUCUUUUGACUCCUCGACAUUUAAAUCAGAAGGGGAAAGCUCUUCCAUUAAGCAGUGCAGAGAAACGGAAAGCUAAGUGGGAAAGUCUGCAAAAUAAGCAGAUUCUGGUUCCAGAACUUUGUGCUAUACAUCCUAUUCCAGCAUCACUGUGGAGAAAAGCGGUUUGUCUCCCUAGCAUCCUUUAUCGUCUUCACUGCCUUUUGACAGCCGAGGAACUCAGAUCUCAAACAGCUAUUGACGCUGGUGUAGGAGUUAAAUCACUUCCUAUAGAUUUCAGAUAUCCUAACCUGGACUUUGGGUGGAAAAAAUCUAUUGACAGCAAAUCCUUCAUCUCUGCUCCUAAUUCCUCUCUAGAAGAGAAUGAAAAUUAUUGUAAGCACAGCACAAUUGUAGUCCCUGAAAAUGCUGCACAUCAAGGUGCUAUUAAAACCUCCUCUGCAGAUAAGCAUGACCAAAUGUCUGUGAACUACAGAGCAUUGAUAGAGUCACCUAGCAAACUCCAAAAGGAUGUCUCAGUAGAACUGGCAACAGCUAAUGGUGUUUCUUACAGUAAAAACCUUGCCAACGGCAAUUGUGACUUAUCUAACAGAGACGUUUGCCAAGAAAAUCAGCUAAAUUACUGCAGGCAAGAAAUACCUGUACAAUCAACUACCUCGUAUCCUAUUCAAAAUUUAUACAACAGUGAGAACCAGCUCAAGCUCAGCAAUGAAUGUACUCUGAGUAAUAAAUAUCUUGAUGGAAAUGCUAACAAAUCUACCUCAGAUGAUUGUCCCAAAAUGACAAUGACCACCAGUGCUUCAGAAGCUUGCAAACUUUCAGAAGAAAGCAUGGGUUCUGUAACAAGCCCUUCCAGCGGUUAUUCCUCAAAAACCCUUGGUCCGAACCCUGGUCUCAUUCUUCAGGCAUUGACUCUCUCAAAUGCUAGUGAUGGAUUUAAUCUGGAACGGCUUGAGAUGCUUGGUGAUUCAUUUUUAAAGCAUGCCAUCACUACAUAUUUGUUUUGCACUUAUCCUGAUGCUCAUGAGGGACGCCUGUCAUAUAUGAGAAGCAAAAAAGUCAGCAAUUGUAACUUGUAUCGUCUUGGAAAAAAGAAAGGGCUUCCUAGUCGCAUGGUGGUGUCUAUAUUUGAUCCUCCUGUGAACUGGCUUCCUCCUGGUUACAUAGUAAACCAAGACAAGAGUAAUGCAGACAAAUGGGAAAAAGAUGAAAUGACAAAAGAGGGCUUAUUGUCUAAUGGAAAACAUGAUUAUGAUGAUGAUGAUGAUGAUGACGAUGACUUAAUGUGGCGGGUACCCAAGGAGGAAGCUGACUUUGAAGAAGACUUUUUGGAAUAUGAUCAAGAGCAUAUCAAAUUUAUUGACAAUAUGUUAAUGGGUUCCGGAGCAUUUGUGAAGAAAAUAUCACUGUCCCCAUUUUCACCUGCUGAUAGCAGUUAUGAAUGGAAAGCACCCAAAAAAUCAUCUUUAACUAAUGUUCAAUUUUCAUCAGAUUUUGAUGAUUUUGACUACAGUUCAUGGGAUGCAAUGUGCUACUUAGAUCCUAGCAAAGCUGUUGAAGAAGAUGAUUUUGUUGUAGGUUUCUGGAAUCCAUCAGAGGAAAACUGUGGUAUUGAUGCUGGAAAACAAUCUAUCUCAUAUGAUUUACAUACAGAACAAUGCAUUGCUGACAAAAGCAUUGCAGACUGUGUAGAAGCCCUUUUGGGAUGUUAUCUGACCAGCUGUGGGGAAAGAGCUGCCCAGCUUUUCCUCUGUUCAUUGGGUCUGAAAGUGCUUCCAGUUAUUAAAAAAACUGAUUGGGACAGUGUUCUGUACUCAUACAGAGAUCGUUUUAACAGCCAACAGAAGCAUUCUUCAGCAAACUGCAUUUCUGCCUCUUUAGCUAAUCAAGAAUCUUCUCUCUAUAAAGAUUUGGUAUAUGGCUGUUUAAAGAUUCCUCCAAGAUGUAUGUUUGAUCAUCCAGAUGCUGAGAGAACCUUAAAUCACCUUAUAUCAGGCUUUGAAAACUUUGAGAAGAAGAUUAACUACAGUUUUAAGAACAAGGCUUAUCUACUUCAGGCAUUUACUCAUGCCUCGUAUCAUUACAACACCAUUACUGAUUGUUACCAGCGGUUAGAAUUUCUGGGAGAUGCAAUUUUGGACUACCUCAUAACUAAGCACCUUUACGAAGACCCACGACAGCACUCUCCAGGAGUUCUAACAGACCUGCGAUCGGCUCUUGUUAACAAUACCAUCUUUGCCUCAUUGGCUGUAAAAUAUGACUACCACAAAUAUUUCAAAGCUGUCUCUCCUGAGCUGUUUCAUGUUAUUGAUGAUUUUGUACAGUUCCAGAUGGAAAAGAAUGAAAUGCAAGGAAUGGAUUCUGAGCUCCGAAGAUCUGAAGAAGAUGAAGAAAAAGAAGAAGACAUAGAAGUACCAAAGGCUAUGGGAGAUAUAUUUGAGUCCCUUGCUGGUGCAAUUUACAUGGAUAGUGGAAUGUCUCUGGAAAUGGUUUGGCAAGUGUACUAUCCAAUGAUGAGGCCAUUAAUAGAAAAAUUCUCUGCAAAUGUGCCCCGUUCACCAGUAAGAGAGCUGUUGGAGAUGGAGCCAGAGACAGCUAAAUUUAGUCCUGCCGAAAGAACUUACGAUGGAAAGGUCAGAGUAACAGUGGAAGUUGUAGGGAAGGGAAAGUUCAAAGGUGUUGGAAGAAGCUAUCGGAUUGCCAAAUCAGCAGCAGCAAGAAGAGCUCUACGAAGCCUCAAAGCAAAUCAACCUCAGGUUCCGAAUAGCUGAGACACCUUCUUAAAAAAACAAAAACAAAUAUACCAUAAAGAGAAAUUUAAAAAAUAUAUGUUGAGAGGAACAAACUGAAGACAGCAAUUAAAGUUUGGUAAUAAAGUAGUUAACAACAUAAACAUGUAUACAUAAUUUUGGAACUAAUUGUAGUUAUAGGUUUUUUUGCGCAAACACAAUCUUGUCUUCUUUCCUCACUUCUGCUUUGUUUAAUCACAAGAGUGCUUUAAUGAUAUUUAGCAAGUGUUCAAAACAAUUGUCAGGUUCUUUGGUUUACUUUUUCACUACAGUACAGCUUUGCUUUGCUUAAAGGCCAGGGAGCUUAUGUCUCUUGUGAGAUAAAUAUCUGUAUCUCUACUUCUAUCUAGAUAUAUGGAUAUAUCUUGAAAUUCCUUUAAUCUGUGCACUAGUGCCAGUCACAAAGCAGUUAUAAACUGUGCUGGAUAAUAUGGUGUAAGAAUAAGUGUGCCAGUAUUGUCCUUGUUCUUUCCAUGUCAUCUUUGCAUUAAGAUGGCAUUCCCAAUCAUUAUUGCACUUAUUUGUUAGGGACAGGUUUUUAAUUGAAAUGUCUUGCAUCCAAUAGAAUUUUAAUUGAUGCCACAUAGUCUUGCAUUAAAGGUUCUUGCCUUAAAAGUACAUAUGCCCUCAAAAUUAAAAACAUUCAUUUUUUUAUCUCUUUGGAACAAACUGUAUUAUAUUCCCUCCACUUUUAGAAUGCAUUUUGCAAUGAUAAAUCUCUGUAUUUACAGUACUUGUUAGUUUAGCUGUGACUUAACUUAUUACGCAACUGUAAUAGAAUUGUAUUCAUAUAUACGUAGUGAGGUUAUUUUUAACAUUUCAAAGGAAAUUAUUAGUACAGAGUUUAUUUGAUAUUGCAAAGAAAAUGUUUCUUCUUAAUUUCCAUUGUUAAGAAACCAAGAGUCUAGACUGAGCAGUGUCCAUUACUCUUGUGGAACUUCCUUUCACUUCAAGGGGCUUGUGCAGGAGAUUUUCUUGGUGGAUUACUGCCAUAGUUUACUGGAAUUUAGUAAUGAUAAUUGCACAGUGUGAACUGUUGCUUUUUUAAAAAAGAAAAAAAAGAACCUUUGACAUAUCGCACCUAAAAUAUGCUGCAGUUUUUUUUAUUGGAUACCUAUUUAACAAAUGGAGCACCUUUACACCUUUAAAAGCAAUUUCCACAUAAUUCUUACUGUACUUUUCAGAGUUGCAUGCAUAUUUCACCUACCAAAGCUGUGCUGUUAAAAUGCCAUGGAAGUUGUCGUGUGAGAGAAACUGCCAUACUUUUGAUACAUCUGUGACUUAGGUUCUUUAAUGUAGAGUAACUAGCUCAUUAUUGUUGUUUAAGUUGAUAUGAAAUCGUAAAUUGUUAGGCUAUGCCUCAAUUUCUUUAUACAUAUGUAGGCACCCUUCACUUAAAUACCUCAGUUCUUUGUUCUUUUUAUGUCUUUUUUCUCCUUUUUGCAUGCAUUGUUUUUUGUUUGUUUGUUUUUGGUGCUAUGUGUAUGUAUUAUGCUUGAAAUUUUAAUUUUUGCACUGUAACUAUAAUACCUCUUAAUUUACCUUUAUAAGAAGCUGUGGGUCAUCUUGCACUCCCACCAAUAUCAAUAGAGGUUUGCUGCAAUUUUACCCCUGUUAAUUAUGCUUGAAGUUUGAGAGAACUGAGCAGAGUUUUUAAUGUUUUCCAGCACAGUGGUUUACUCUUGACGCUAUUUUAAGUGCUAAAUUGCAGAUAAUCCUGUUUUCUGCUUUUAAAGACCCCCUCCUUCCCACACAAGCAUAUUCAUUCAAACUGUAAAGAGGAGAAACAUCUGGCUUAUCCUUGUAAAGAAUAGAACCAUAACUUAGUGACAAAAAAGUUAAAUUUCAGGAUUUAAUUUUGAAUGACAGAUACCUUGUUUAAAUUCAUAAUAAUGAAUCAAAAUAGUAUUUGUGUGGGGCUUAAUUCAAUGAGAGAAUAAAAUGCCUGGAAUUGCACAUGCAACUCAAUUUUGUGUGUGUGUCCAGCACAACCAUUUCAAAUGAAUGAAGAAGUAAUUUUCCCUUUCAGCUUUAAAAUAGUCUGUUCUUCAUUUCAGCAUGAGUGGUUACCAUUAAUUUUUUUUAAAAAUUAAAAAAAAAACCUGCAACAUACAUAGUGCUCUCUCCAUAGACAUAGACAUAGACAGCGUGUGUGUUUUGGAUUGCGGAUAUUUGUUACAGUGUUGAAGCAAGACUUUAAUCCCCCUCAGCCACUGACUCUUUAGUUGGUUGCAUCCAUAUUUCAGAAGUGGGGCAUAUAAGCCCGCUUUAUGGAACAAUAAGACUGUAAAGGUAACUUCAGAAUAAAUAUUGUUAAAUUCACGGUUGUGGCUCAAAGUAAACAUCUUGUAAUGCUAGUAAAUAAUUGUUACUAAAAUUAUUUUUUUUUUCUCUGCUGAUAGCCAGAUUAGCCUUUAAAAAUAUUCAUACAGUUUUUUAAAAAGAGUAUGUAUUAUCCCAAUCACAUACAUAAAGUUCUGUGAUUUUAUAAUAUACCAUACCUAAAAUAAGAUCCAAAUAUAUUCAGUAAACACAUUUCAUAUUUGAAUAAUUUCAAAAAAGUAAGAUAUCACAGGAUGGCAGUUGAAGAGUCUGAUAAUUAGAUUCCCUAAUCUAAAGUAUUCAGUGCCUCCACAAUGCAUCAAGCCAUGUAAUUAAAAAUACUGAGUAGGGAUCAACUAUAAAUCUAGGUCCUGCUGCUGUGCACCUCUGUGUAUAAUAUCACAUUGUCUUUGUUCUAUCAUUUAGUUCAAAUAUUUCAUAAAGCAAUUAGAAUCCACAAAUAUAACACAAAAUCCACCCAUAAAAUUUUGAUCUUGCACAACCGUUUUUCCUUUUCUAGAAAAUACAAUUGGGUAUUUUGGGGUAUUUUUGAAACCUAAAUUUGAAAAUUAGGGCCUAAAUCUUUUGAUACACCACAAGCAUGAAACAAAAGGGACUGUUGCAAACCUGUCUUCAAAUUGUAUAACACAGAUUCCUCAUGUAGACAACCGAGGGGUUAAUGGCAUAAACCUAUUUUCAAAUGUUUGUCUGUGUAUUAAACUGUCCUGCUUACAGUCCUCCUAACUAUGCUGCAUUUUUAAUUUUUAUUAUGGCUUUGUUUUGUGCUAUUCUGUUCAUGUAGCACAAAGAAUCAUUGCACUUGGUACCAUGCUUUACCUCAUUUCAAGGAGAAAUACCCUUAAACGAGAAAAUAUGGUUCGGGGCUUGCUGCUGCUUUGGUUUACUGAAUUUGAAUAAGACCACUAGAGUGUUUGCAGUAUGUCAGUUAACUUGCACAAAUGAAACAGGCCAUUUGCUGUUGUUUUCCUAUGGCAUGUUACUAUAUUUGUUUCAUUUAAAUGACUGAUUAUUGAAGAAUUUCCAGGGAAAUUUCCAGUAUCUUGUAUGAUUAAAAGAUACUUCCUCAAGUAUGUGCUCCUCCAUUUUAUGAGUUUUCUUUAGUUUUUGGAAGAGUUUCUCAACUCCACAGGAAUAUAUAUUUCAGUGGAUACAGGAGGCUGCAACAGGAAGGAGUUGAGAGGAGUGUCAUUGUGCGAGCAGAAACUUCCUAAGUGCUUCCCUCAAUCUUCCCACUUAUCUUUUUCUUUCUUAUACAACAUUUUUAUUUUUGAUAAAACGGUUUAAAUGUUAAACUUAACUUUGAUUUCCUCCCCUUGAUGUAAAUUCACUUGUCUACAUGAUGGUCACUUACAUUUUUCCUUCAUUUUGGAUGUGAAGGGAUCUGAUUUUUAUAAAAGUUCUUGUCAGUGUAAUGAUAGGCUCUGUUCCGCUCUGAACAGGUCUACUUCUAAGUGGUAUAAAUUAAUAGUCAAGGCCUUUUCAAAUUGGAAGUUAUUUGAUCAUACUAGAGCCGUGCGUUCUUCUAUAUUCUUCAGUGAAUGUAGUAGAAUUAGUUGUAUGUGACUAAUGAACACAAGGUUGAAUCAAGGAUGGUAUUAGGGUAUUGAUGGCAAAUUUCAUAUUCAGUAAGGAAAGAUGUGAUAAUAUUUAUAUAAUGUUUCUUUAAACCUUUAUAAUUUACAGCUAUAAAACAUAACUUAAACCUAACAGCAUUCACCAGCAGAAGUCUGAUAACAGAUCUCCAUGGGGUCAGUGUAGAAUACAAAACAGUAGCCACAAUGUCUUUGAAGAAUAAUUCUACAUAUAUCUGUUUGUCUCUAAGUCUGCUUACAGGUUCCCUCUACUUGUUUGUAUUUUAUAAUUUGAAUAACCAUAGACUGUUUAAACUGAUGUCAUUUAUAUAACUGGUUUAUUACAAAAGGAAGUUAUCUGGAGAAACAGAAGUUGAAAAAAGUUGAAAAUUGCAGGCUUUUUAAUUGUAAAUAGUUUGACUUUAAAGAUGGUUAAAAUCAAGUAGAAUGAAUAACAUAAUUUUAUGGACAAUAAAAGAUUCCCAUCACAUGCUGCAGCUGUCUUAAGGGACAUAAAAUGUAAUCCAUUCAUACUGUAAUCAUGCUGCAGAAAUUUGCAGUCUGCACCUUAUGGAUCACAGUUACCUUUAAUACUUUUUUUUUUUUUUUGUAAAAUUGUAGCUGAAUCUAUCCCCAAUAAAGUUCUGUUCUGUUCAUUCUUGUGUUUUGUUUUCU